CUGCUGAGGGGAGAGCGGGCGGCCUGGCCCCGCUCCCCGCCUGCCUGUGGCGGGUGGGACACAGCGCGCUCCGAGGGGCGCUCUAACCAAGGCCUGCGUAACCCUGACCGCCCGCCGUGACGGCGCUCUCCGGGGCCGCCCGCCCUGGUUACUGCCAGCCAGGUUUCGGGGCGGGGAGCAGGCCCGGGCCUGGGUUCCCGCAGGAGGAGGCUGACCCGGCCUCAGGGCCCUUUAGAGCCACCGGCGAGGAAGGGAGCGUGUGUUUUCCGCCGCCUGGGAUGAAGAACAGAGCCCGGCCGGAGGAUGAGCGUGUUGUGCCGAGGCGGGGUGGCGUACCCGGUGUGCAAGGCGCCAGUGUGCACGCAGAGUGGAGAAUAAACAGAUGCUUUGUUGGAAGGCGGCAGCCCCCGGUUCGCCCAGCGCAGCGCUCGCCGGGGUGGCGGGAUGAAAGGAGCCGUGUGCCGUGUCAGCACCGGCCAUAACGAGCCGUGGUGCCCUGGAGAGGGGUGCUCAGCCCCUCUGGAAGCUGAUGGGGCAGGGGACCAGCCCCCAGCCACCCACUUGGGUGUGACCUAAAUCCAUCAUACGAAGGCGUCUCCACCAUGCCUCUGUGACCAGCUAUGGGGAAGCUCCAGAGCAAGGUCCUGAUCCUGACAAUAUGUGCUGCUGGGAUUGGAGGCACUUUCCAGUACGGCUACAACAUCUCCAUCAUCAAUGCUCCCACCGCGUACAUCCAGACCUUCAUGAACCAGACCUGGCUGGAGCGCACGGGCGUCCCCCUGGAGAGCGACGUGCUGCUGCUGCUGUGGUCGCUCACCGUCUCUGCCUACCCGCUGGGAGGGCUCGCCGGGGCGCUGGCCGCUGGCCCCAUGGCCAUCGUGGUGGGCAGGAAGAUGUCCCUGCUGCUGAACAACCUCUUUGUGAUCACGGCCGCGCUGCUGUCGGGGUUCAGCCGGAUGGCAAGGUCCUUUGAGAUGAUUAUGCUCAGCAGGUUUUUCACCGGCGUGAACGCAGGUGUCAGCAUGAACAUUCAGCCCAUGUACUUGGCAGAAAGUGCCCCAAAGAAGCUCAGGGGGGCCGUGGCCUUGACCUCGGCGUCGUUUACAGCCCUGGGGCUGGUGCUGGGGCAGGUUGUUGGACUCAGGGAGCUGCUAGGAGGGGAGGAGAGCUGGCCCUUCCUCUUAGCUAGCAAUGCUGUGCCUGCCCUCAUCCAGCUCACGGCUUUGCCUUGGCUCCCUGAAAGUCCCAGAUACCUCUUGAUCGACCGUGGAGAUAAAGAAUCCUGCAUCUCUGCCCUGCAGAGGCUCCGAGGCAGCGGUGACCUCGGCGUGGAGCUGGAGGAGAUGCUGGCCGAGCAGGCUGCUGCCAAGGGCCAGAGAGCCAAGAACCCUUGGGAGCUGCUCAGGAACCCGUCCCUGCGGUGGCAGGUGCUGAGCGUGGUGGUGCUGAGCAGCGCCAUGCAGCUCUGCGGCAACGACUCGAUGUAUUUCUAUGCAGCGUAUGUGUUCCGAGAGGCUGGAAUCCCUCAGGCCAAAAUCCCGUAUGUUGUAAUCGGCACGGGGAGCUGUGAGCUGAUGGCGUCCGUCACCUGUAACAUGAUCAUAGACUACGCCGGUCGGAGGCCGCUGCUCCUGGGGGGAUACAUCUUCAUGGCAGGGUGGGCCGUGGUCUUCAUGGUCGCUCUGAGCCAGCAGACGCAGAUCAGCUGGAUGCCCUACCUCAGCAUGGCCUGCAUCUUCGCCUACAUCCUCAGCUUUGGAAUCGGACCAGCGGGUGUAACAGGAGUUCUGCCCACUGAGAUUUUUGACCAGCUCUCCCGCCCGGCCGCGUACAUGAUCUGUGGUUCCCUGCUCUCUUCCUCUCUCUCGACCCCAAAGUUUUCCUCGCUGUGGUGUCACUGGUUUGUUCCUCUCUGA
Molecule: messenger RNA, 1916 nt
Organism: Calidris pugnax (ruff)
Lineage: Eukaryota; Metazoa; Chordata; Aves; Charadriiformes; Scolopacidae
Gene: SLC2A11
Product: solute carrier family 2 (facilitated glucose transporter), member 11
Exons: 13
Coding region: 621-1916 (431 amino acids)
Biological process (GO): monosaccharide transmembrane transport
Cellular component (GO): membrane
Molecular function (GO): hexose transmembrane transporter activity
Source: RefSeq, a predicted model, not a curated record